CCCGUCUCAGCCUCCCAAUAGAGCUGGGGUUACAGGCAUGAGCUACGGCGCCCAGCCAGCGCCAACACUGUUGAGUGCAUACUCCUCUAGCUUUAAACAUACCGCCUAAAUACUGUAACCCGUGCCGAGCUGAAAGUGACUGCACAUGCGCACACGCCAAGCCCAACUUGGACGCAGGGCAGUGCCAGCCACGUGUUCCCAGGUGCCAACGCGGGCCAAGCGCGAAGGCGAGAUCUGGGCAGCGUGGACAGGCACUAGCUAAUAAGAACGGGCUCUUGCCGAGUCACAAGACUAGAUCUAGAAAACUACAUUUCCCAGAAGGAGCCUGCGGUGUCUGCCUUUGCUGGAUGACGUACAUCCGGAAGAUCGGCUCCGGAAAGGUUGCUUAGAGGAAGUAGGCGGUUCUAAACCACCAGCGGCUAGGCCUGUUUCCGGUAGGAUCAGUGGACGGCGGCAGAGGGAGUGCGGAACCGGCGUUGUCCAGUGAGCUUUUCCAAGGCUGUACAGACAUGGCGGCGGCUUUUCGGAAGGCCGCUAAGUCCCGGCAGCGGGAACACCGAGAGCGAAGCCAGCCUGGCUUUCGAAAACAUCUGGGCCUGCUGGAGAAAAAGAAAGAUUACAAACUUCGUGCAGAUGACUACCGUAAAAAACAAGAAUACCUCAGAGCUCUCCGGAAGAAGGCUCUUGAAAAAAAUCCAGAUGAAUUCUACUACAAAAUGACUCGGGUUAAACUCCAGGAUGGAGUACAUGUUAUUAAGCAGACUAAGGAAGAGGUAACUCCAGAACAACUAAAGCUGAUGAGAACUCAGGAUGUCAAAUAUAUAGAAAUGAAAAGGGUUGCAGAAGCUAAGAAAAUUGAAAGACUAAAAUCAGAGCUCCAUCUGCUGGAUUUCCAGGGGAAGCAACAGAGCAAGCAUGUGUUCUUUUUUGACACCAAAAAGGAAGUUGAACAGUUUGAUGUUGCAACUCACCUGCAAACAGCCCCGGAACUAGUCGACAGAGUCUUUAAUAGGCCCAGGAUAGAGACCUUGCAGAAGGAAAAAGUGAAAGGAGUUACCCAUCAGACUGGACUUAAGCGAAUAGCUAAAGAAAGGCAAAAGCAAUAUAACUGCCUGACACAGCGGAUUGAACGAGAGAAGAAAUUGUUCGUUAUUGCUCAGAAAAUUCAAACACGCAAAGAUCUUCUGGAUAAAACUCAGAAAGUGAAGGUGAAGAAAGAAACAGUGAACUCUCCAGCUAUUUAUAAAUUUCAGAGCCGUCGAAAACGUUGACAUGUUAUAGAUAAGCCUUGUCAUUCUGCAUCAAAAAUCUAUUGUCUUUUUCUAGUAACUUCAAAUUCCAUUAGCCCAAAUGGCACGGUUUUCCGGUUUGUAACCAUAACUAAAUUGUCAGUCUGGUAUUAACGUCUUUCUAUGGACAACAUUAAAUCUCCAUCCCUUCUGUAAUUAUU
This is a messenger RNA of Saimiri boliviensis boliviensis (Bolivian squirrel monkey), 1450 nucleotides long. It is a transcript of the gene UTP11, whose product is annotated as UTP11 small subunit processome component. NCBI's taxonomy places the organism in Eukaryota, Metazoa, Chordata, Mammalia, Primates, Cebidae. Gene Ontology annotation, cellular component: nucleolus; small-subunit processome. The record is from RefSeq and is a predicted model, not a curated record. Gene Ontology annotation, biological process: rRNA processing.